GGGUCUCGACCCGAUCGCCAACGGGCAAAGAAAUGGGAUAUCGAACGCUCAAGCAGGCAGUUACAUCUUCACCAAUCAACACUUUUAGAUGGUGUUGUUCAUGGGAACAUAAAUAACGGUGGAAAUGGAAAUUUUAUUCUUAAUACUCGAGAGCCAGACAAUGAAAUUUUCCGUAUUUCUCCACCACGUGUUGUUGCUUCUCCCCUUCAACAUGGCUCAAAUUCACAGGAACGACCACAAACUUCCGAUCCAUCAGAUGUUUCCAUAUCUCCUGGAAUCGAGGUAGAAACUGAUGCAUAUAACUCUGAGAACGAUGAAACAAGUGAUUUGGAUACACCAGAUCACGAG
Molecule: messenger RNA, 348 nt
Organism: Funneliformis caledonium
Lineage: Eukaryota; Fungi; Glomeromycota; Glomeromycetes; Glomerales; Glomeraceae
Source: the annotation of a GenBank genome assembly